Messenger RNA from Mercurialis annua (annual mercury), 693 nucleotides. RefSeq lists its product as uncharacterized. The transcript is spliced from 2 exons. Lineage: Eukaryota; Viridiplantae; Streptophyta; Magnoliopsida; Malpighiales; Euphorbiaceae. Bases 1 to 693 code for a protein of 230 amino acids. The record is from RefSeq and is a predicted model, not a curated record.
AUGUCAGAAACCACCAAUUCGAAAAUGAAACUGAAGCUUCUUAUUGACAAAAAAGCUCAGAAAGUUCUUUUUGCAGAGGCAAGCAAGGGUUUUGUAGACUUCCUAUUUAGCCUCAUGUCAUUACCAUUGGGAAAUAUCAUUAGGGUUCUAACAAAAAGUAACAUGGUGGGUUGUUUAGGAAACCUGUAUGAAAGCAUUGAAACCCUAAGUUACAGUUACCUUCAACCUUCCCAGCACAAGGACUUCAUUUUGAAGUCAAAAUCUCCCCUUCUUCCAGUUGACACUCCUCUGUUGUUGCCCGACACUAAUUCUGGUCAUCCGAAGAUGUACAUAUGUGAUACUCCUAAUCAUUGUUAUGUGACUUUUGAACCAGACACACCUUGUCCUACUUGUAAAACCUUAAUGAACUAUGAACCCACUUUUAUAAGUUCCGAAAGUGAUAAGCAAGUAACUGCCAAAUAUGGAGAAGGUGGGUUUGUGAAAGAUGUGGUGACCUAUAUGGUAAUGGAUGAUCUUGAAGUGAAGCCAAUAUGUACAGUCUCCAGUAUCACUUUAAUCAACACUUUUGGUAUUACUGAUUUGGGUUCUCUUCAAGAGAAAGUGGUUGAUUUUGGAGUAGCUGAGGGUUUGAUGCUUCUUCAGGUGUCUUUGCAAGCCAAGGAUGUACUGACCAGUGUUUUCCUCAAGACAUAA